Messenger RNA from Paramecium octaurelia, 400 nucleotides. The record is from the annotation of a GenBank genome assembly. NCBI's taxonomy places the organism in Eukaryota, Ciliophora, Oligohymenophorea, Peniculida, Parameciidae.
AUGCAACCAAUCCAUAAUAAGCAGUCUGAGCACAAAACAAAAUCUUUUGUAAAUUUUGUAAAAGUAUAUCACUUUUCAUAAGAAACCAGAGAGUAGAAAAUCUGCUCAGGAAUACCCAAAUUUAAUUAAAAUAAAUAAUUGAUUAUCAUUUCUCGAAAACAAGCAAAAGAAUGUUUUUUGAGUUAAAAAACCUUUCGCAAGGUUAGUUAAUGUUAUAAAUAUAUUUUAGGUUGUAUAAUUAAAGCCAUAAAAUUAAGAUGAUCACUUAAAACAAAUUAUAUAAUGGACUAAGUGUUGUUAAAAAAGAAUAAUUGUAUAAUUGAUAUCAUAAUUCUAUUUUUUGAUAAAAAUGAUUUUGAUGUUAUUAAUUCUUUUUUUAGUUUUGCAAAAUCCCUUUUGA